Molecule: messenger RNA, 3390 nt
Organism: Stylonychia lemnae
Lineage: Eukaryota; Ciliophora; Spirotrichea; Sporadotrichida; Oxytrichidae
Source: the annotation of a GenBank genome assembly
AUGUUUAAAAUCUUCUUCUUAACUAUACUUGCUUGUUUCUUAAUUGCCAGCAUAGGUACUUCACUAGCUGAUGAUGUUUUUGUAUCCAGAUAGAUGAAUCUCUAAGAUAAUGAGGAGAAGUUAAAUAAACCCUGGGGUGAGGAUGAUUCAAAUGAUUUAGAUCAAUUAAACCAAACUUAAAACACAAAUCAAACUAAAGCAAGUGAACAAAUGGCUGGAGAAUUCCGUAACGUAAAAAGGAUCAUCUAGAAUUCCUAAGUAAAAAACAAUUCUAAUUAACAGCCAAAAAUAGAAGAUGAUAAGAUAAGAUUCCAUAUUAUUGCUCAUUCUCACAUGGAUUAUGGUUGGCUUAUGACCUCUUCAGAGUACUUCAAUAACUAUGUAAAAGUUAUACUUGAUGGGGUAUUGAAAAGUCUAGUCUAAAAUCCAAAAUUAAGAUUCAGUCAUGCAGAAAUAAAAUACUUUCAAAUGUGGUGGGCAAAGCUAGAUUAAAAGAAUCAAACUUAAUUCAAAAAAUUAGUUGUUAAUGGAUAGUUUGAAUUUUUGCAAGGAGGAUUAAUUUCACCUGAUGAAGCUUGUCCACUCUAUCAAGAUCUUUUGCUAAAUGCCAAAGUCGGGUAGGAGUUUCUCUAUAAAGAAUUUGGAGUAAUUCCAAAACACGCAUGGCAUGCUGAUUCAUUUGGGCAUUCUAGUACAUUGAAUCGCCUUUAUUAAUAGCUUGGCUAUUAAAGCUUAUUUAUUGGAAGGAUAAGUGAUGACAUAAAAAUUGAGUUAAAGUAAAAGUAGGAUCUUGCUUUUAUGUGGAGACCAACUUUCGAAUCAGAAAAUGGAGAUUUUGAAAAUGAAUAAUCGUUAUUUACCUAUGUAAUGCACUCAAAAUACCAAGCAGUAUGUGGGAUUGAAAUACAAGAAUUUUGGUAGAUGGCAACUGUGCCAAAGCAAAUGAAGAGAAAAAUCAAAGAGAUUGAAUCUACAACGCAACGUUAUUUGAACUGUCUAAGAGAUGUUGCUAGCUCUUAUAAAACUAAGAAUGUGCUUUUGACUAUAGGAGAUGACUUUGCUUACGUUUUUGCAAAUGAAACUUUCAAAUUUAUUGACAUGUUCAUCUAAAUUAUAAAUACUAAAUCUGAGGGAAAGUUUGAUAUGUUCUACAGCACUGUAGAUUAGUAUAUGCAAGACGUUGCUAGCGAAAUUGAGACUUAUAAUAUUUAGCUAAAAGAAUAUAAACAAGACUUCUUCCCUUUACUCAUGUAAUAUAAGCUCCAUUAUUGGAGUGGAUAUUUUACUAGUCGACCUAAUUUUAAGGAGAUUUCUAGGGACCUCAGUUAUAAUGCUUACUAAAGUUUAACAUUUUACUCAUAAUAUUUAAUCAAAGAUCUGGAAUCUAAAAUAUCGUUUUAAGAUAUUAGUAAUUUAUUACAAGACAGAGUAAGUGUAAUUUAGCAUCAUGAUACUAUAACUGGGACUUCUCGACAAAAUGUUGUAAAUAAGAACUAAGUGAUGAUAGAUUAGCUUUUAUAUGAUAAUGGCCUUGUUUAAUCAGGCUUCCUUAGAAUUGAAAUGAAAUUAUUAGGACUUCAUUUGAAUCAACUGAAGCUAAGUCAGCAUAAAGUAAAUGAGUUACUAUCUCCCAUUAUAAAUAUCCCAUUUAAAAUGUCUUUACUUCUGAUUAUUUACAACCCCUCUUUAGGAUAUUACUAGAAUCCAUAUGUAAAAAUAGACAUUGAUACAAUUUAGAUAGAGGCUUGGGAUUACGAAAAAAAUGACUUUAUACCAAUUGAUUAUUAAUAAAAUUGUGAAGCUUUUCCUGAUAAAAUAUUUCAAGAAUGUGAUACUUUUCUUGAUCAUACUAUAAAACCAUUGCAAUCUGGUGUAUUCAAGAUUAAUUAUAAAGAUGGUAGCGAGGAAAGUGAAAGACAUUUAGAUCAGAAUAGUAUAUUGCAAAUUAAGGAUAAAUCUAGAAUAAAAAUUGGGAAGGAAACUUUUGUAGACUUGAAAUUCCAACAUCCUUCGGAACCGUAAGAUUAAAGCCAAAAAGGUCCAUUCAGGGAUAAUGUUCCUGAUAUCCCGAAUGAAAUAAGAAAAAGAGAUUCUAUUCAAGAUGAUAAUGGUUCUAUUUUAAAAAAUAUAGAGUAGGUAGAUGGAUUAUAAAUAAACAAUUUUCACUGUAGUUUGACAAUAGUUAAUACAACUGAAACUACGAUAGUUUUUAAAUACAGAGAAUCAAAUCAUAUAUAAUCUGAAUAAGAAUAUGAGAGAUUAUUCAGUUUUGAUUUUAGAUAUUAUACUACAUACAGCAGAGGAUCGUUGCAGAAAGGUGGAAUUUACACUUUCAAGACAAUUGAUAGAGAUCCUAGAAAAUUCAAGCACUCUAUAUUAAGUAUUAAAACUAGAGAUGGUAUUAUUCCAACUAUGGUUAUUAUUUAUAAGGACUAAUAAUACAGGCACUAGAUUGUCAGGAUAAUACUACCACAAUAUGACUAAAAGAAAUAGUAAUGCCAACCAAUCGAGUUUAAUGUAGACUUUUCAGGUAUAGAUAUAAACACUGAGGUGACUAUUAAUUUUGAAGAUCUAGAAACUUAAAAUAAUGGAACUUUCUAUACAGACUCAAAUGGACUUGGCCUGAUCAAAAGAAAAUUCAAAAAUGAAUCAGACAUCGACAAAAUAAAGGCAUUAGCUCCUUAGAAUUUUUACCCAAUAAACUCAGCAAUAUUUUUAGAAGAUCAGAAUAAUCAGAAUCAAAUGAUCGUGAUGAAUGAUCGCACUUAAUCUGGAUCAGCCUUUAGGAAGGGUCAUAUAGAGUUAAUGUUUAACCGGAGAUCUUCAAGUUCUGAUGAUUUGGGUUUGCCAGAUAUGAUAAAUGAAUACGAUUAUAAAAAUUUCCCUAUUCAAACAAAUAAUCGAUAUUAUUUAGCAUUUACUUAAACUAGAAAGGCUGCUUUUGAUAUGAUAUUUGAACAUACAAUAAAAAGAGUCCAGAGUCCACUAGUAUAUUUUUACUCUGAAGAUUUUAGACAUGAAUUCAGUCCAAAACAAGAUCAACAACUCUUAUUGUUGAAAAAGAAAGAGACUUAAAGAAAGAUUUAUACUGAUUUCUUGAAAUCUAUGAAUGUUAUUGAUAUUAAACUAAUUCCUGAUUCCAACUUUAAGACUAUUUUGAUUAAUCUCGUCAUUUAUCCAAAUGAUGUAACAAAGUAGAUAGAUUAAUCGAAGUUGAUUGAAUAUUUAUGUGAGUAUAGUAGAUUUGAUAUUCCACGUGGAUGCUUAGACCUAAAGCAAUUCCAGAUUAAAAGAGUCAAACUUACAGGAUUAGAAUUUGAAAGUUAAGAAGAAAUGAAUGAAUUUGAUGAUUAUGUCUACAGAAUGGAAACUUAUAAAAUCACUCUCUGA